Molecule: messenger RNA, 1869 nt
Organism: Penicillium digitatum Pd1
Lineage: Eukaryota; Fungi; Ascomycota; Eurotiomycetes; Eurotiales; Aspergillaceae
Product: Major facilitator superfamily domain, general substrate transporter
Source: RefSeq, a predicted model, not a curated record
AUGGACCAAAUAUCGUCAGAAUGGCGACAUAUGAUCGAAGACAUAGGUGAAGGUAAAGCAAGACCAGAGGCUUCAGACCAACUUCCAUCCAGCAUCUCACUGAUCCCACUUCUUGAGACCGCUCAUCACGUCUUCGCACAAGCGUUCAGAAUCAAUGUACCUUUAAUGCUUUGGCCAGAAGCCUGGUUUCCAGGGGAUGAUCGACAGUGCCCUAUGUGGCUCCGGCCUUGGAUUCAAUUUCCUCAACAGCAAGAAGAGACGUGGAACAGAAUUCUCCACGCGUCCCAGCUUGUUACUGCAAGCAUUUUUCCUCCGCAAAUCGCUCUCGAACACACUGCUCAGACCCUGCAAUGGUACCCAGUGCACUCAGAAGACACAUUGAAGCAGUUUGCACACAGAACACUGGACGAUUACCUCGGGACUGUUGUUAAUUUUCUGGAACAUGAGGACACACUGAGGUACAGGUUCAGUAUCCGUGGACAACUGAAGUUCGACCGCCCGCGUGAAUGCUGCGUUUCUGUUGCAAAAUUUGGAUUUGAAGAGCCAGCGUACGCAGUCCUGUAUAUGCCAUCAUUUAGUCUGACUGUGCCCGAACUGGUUGCAGGGUUGCACGCAACAGCACCGCUCGAUUCCUUCGACGAGGAGCCCACCACGUUUGAGGAACACGCCACUGCGAUAGUGGUCCAUGCAAUCGUUCGAAUCUAUUCAAGAAUGAUGGGUUCCGGACGCCGGUAUGGGUAUAUCUACACAGGGGAGGCAUUGGUGUUUCUUCACAUCCCUCUGCACGAUUGCACAAUUGUUGAAUACUAUCUCUGUGUUCCUGCUCGAGACGUCGAUUUUCAUGGUUAUGAUCCCCAUUCAAACUGGGUUCGCCGCACGGCUUUGGGCCAAGUCCUCGCUUUCGCAUUACAAUCUUUAGCUGCUACUCCACCAUCUCAGGAAUGGCAGGAUGCGGUUUAUCAAUCCUAUCGCCCUCUCGAAGACGACUAUUCAAUUAUCAUGCCCCAAGCCCCGGAUGACAUUCGACUCCGCCCACCACCAGAGUUUAUGUACGAAAACUCAUUCUGGACUAGAUUCUGGGAAAACCUUCUGCAGGCAAGGAUACCAACGGGCCAUACAGAAGUCCCUGGUCUACCAACCUCUGGGUCGUCAGAUUUUUGCAAUCCCUACUGUACCCAGGAAUGCCUCCUUGGCACCUUUGAAAAGGGUGCUCUAGAUGAAAACUGCCCGAAUGCUGCCCAGCACGGCGUAGGAAGACACCAAAUCAGCUCGCAAGAGAUUUGCGACAUGAUGAAUGAACAACUUCGGGCAAAUCGGUAUAGAGGAUUUGAGCAGCUGCACAUUGUCGGUCGAACCUGUUAUCUGUUAAAAGCAUCUUUGCUGUCUCACGGGUAUACUAUGUUGAUCAAGGCUACCAGUGCCAGCAGGUCGCACAAAAUCAAUACUGAAUUGAAUAACUAUGAGAGCCUUAUGUCCUUGCAGGGAUCACAAAUCCCUGUAUGUCUUGGGAUGUUUUCGCCUAAGAUCCCAUAUUGGUAUCAUGGGGUUCAAAUGGAGUACAUGCUGCUCCUCAGUUGGUCUGGAAUUCGAACGGAUCAACAUGUCACCCUUGAAACUUCUCAGUUCCUUGAUCAGGAGAUGCGGAAACUUCAGGACAAACUUCAAGAGCAUGGAGCUGUUCAGAAAGAUUCCGCUUUCCGCAACUUGCUGUGGAAUCCAAUGUCACAAUCCUUUGUGAUGGUUGACUUGGAAGAUUUGAAGUGGCUGACGAGAAGUGCAAAAAGUUCCGAGGGGCAUGAAAGCCAGCAGGCACAAUUCAACACAGAUGAAAUCCAGUCCAGUGGCUAUCUUGGAGAUGCUGAGAAGUAA